This is a messenger RNA of Myxocyprinus asiaticus (Chinese sucker), 1523 nucleotides long. Its product is annotated as four and a half LIM domains protein 1-like. Gene Ontology annotation, biological process: muscle organ development. Bases 145 to 1038 code for a protein of 297 amino acids. Gene Ontology annotation, molecular function: transmembrane transporter binding. The transcript has 6 exons. The record is from RefSeq and is a predicted model, not a curated record. Lineage: Eukaryota; Metazoa; Chordata; Actinopteri; Cypriniformes; Catostomidae.
GGCAUCUGGGGUUGUAUAAAUAUCUAAUACCUCAAAGAGAAGAGUGGAGUUUCCUCUUAACUCAUUGGAUGCUUUUUUCCUCCUCAUCCAUCCUUCCAUCUCUUUCUAUUGUUCAAGGCUUUCCUGUGUUUCCUGAAACCAGAUAUGACUUUCUACAGGCACUCAGGUCCACGCAGCUAUCUGAGCUCCACCAUGACUGAGCGUUUUGACUGCCUCUACUGCAGAGACAACCUGCAGGGCAAGAAGUACGUCAACAAAGAUGGCAAGCAUGUGUGUGUGCGCUGCUUCGACAAGCUCUGUGCCAACACUUGCGCUGAGUGUCGCAAGCCUAUUGGUGCUGAUGCAAAGGAGCUGAACCAUAAGAACCGCCAUUGGCAUGAGGACUGCUUCCGCUGUGCCAAGUGUUACAAGCCGCUGGCCAAUGAGCCCUUUGCUGCAAAGGAUGAUGGCAAGAUCAUGUGUGGCAAGUGUGGUGCACGAGAGGACUCACCUCGCUGCCAAGGCUGCUACAAAGUGAUUAUGCCAGGUUCUCAGAAUGUGGAAUACAAGAACAAAGUCUGGCAUGAAGAGUGUUUCACCUGCUUUGAAUGCAAGCAGCCAAUCCGCAGUCAGAGUUUCCUUACCAAGGGUGACGAUACGUACUGCGCUCCCUGCCAUGAGAAGAAAUUUGCCAAGCAUUGUGUCCGCUGCAAAGAGGCCAUCACCACAGGUGGGAUCACCUAUCAGGACCAGCCAUGGCAUUCUGAGUGCUUUGUGUGCCACACGUGCAGGAAGCCUCUGGCUGGAGCUCGUUUCACAGCCCAUGAAGAUCAGUUCUUCUGUGUAGACUGCUAUAAGACUUCUGUGGCCAAAAAGUGCUCUGGGUGUCAGAAUCCCAUUACAGGAUUUGGCAGAGGGACCAAUGUUGUGAAUUACGAAAACAACUCCUGGCAUGAAUAUUGCUUUAACUGCAAAAAAUGCUCACUUUCCCUGGCCAAUAAGCGCUUUGUCGUCAAUGGGGAGGACAUCUACUGCCCUGACUGUGCCAAAAAGCUGUGAUGGCCUAAAUGGAUGGUCAAUAAAGCUGAUUAGCAAAAACAAUUAAGAUGGAAACAAUAGGUUAAACACUACAAAAAAUGUAGUUCAGCUUCAAGUGUACAACUAAAGAGAAAACCAGUGAGAAUGUUUUUUCAGUUUGAUGUUUCAUGUUCUUAGGAGUGUUACUAUGAGUUAACGGCAACCAUAAACCAUUAGCUGGAUUCACAAACCUAAAAUAGAUUUUUAAACUUGUUAUUGUAAAGCUUUGCUGAAAUUGUAAAGUGUGAUGUCAGAAUGGGAAUACAGCAUGCAUUAACACAAUGGAAGUAUUUAAUGAAAUGGCUUGAUGUUGCUUUGUGGGAAAAGGUGUUUUAUUUUUGAACAUAUUUGGCUGUUUAAUUUCUUUAAACUGUAAUUGUAUAUACAGUAUAUAAACAAUAUAAUAGGAACCUAUAAUGAAAAAAUGCAUGUAUUGAAGAGACUGCAAUAAAUAACCCCAAACAACA